Messenger RNA from Mesorhabditis spiculigera, 1191 nucleotides. Lineage: Eukaryota; Metazoa; Nematoda; Chromadorea; Rhabditida; Rhabditidae. The record is from the annotation of a GenBank genome assembly.
AUGUCUUUAUCCGUUGAGGUCUAUAACCCCAAGGACAAGCACUUCUCCCCUUGCCAUCUCUUCAUUGAUCCAGGCGCAGAAGCCUCCUUUUGCACGGUGGAGCUCCAGCAGCGUUUGGGGCUCGCCACGCUUCUCGAGCAGGACCUCAAUAUUAUCACAUUUGGCAAUCAGGUCAAUCAAGAAACUGCUGCUAUUGUCCGCCUUAUCUUGCGCAAUCCGUUGAUCACCUCCGAAUCGAAAUCGAUCGUCGUUUAUGCCAAAAAUUCCAAGAUUACUAGUGCCUAUCGUCCCCCUCCCUUGACUACCGCUGAUCUGGCUCAUUUGCAUGCUCUCCAGUGGCAUUAUGCGCCCCCGACGGGCGCCAUCGAGCCUGAUAUCCUGCUAGGCAUGGAUCUCUGGUGGUCCCUCUUUGAAGGUUCCGUCCGUGAAAUUUUGCCCUCCGGCCUCGUUGCUCUCAAUACCUUCCUCGGUAUUAUUGUCAGUGGCGUCCAGCAACCGCGUCGUCCCCUUCCCCGUGCUUCCCCCCAUCAGUUGCUCGUCAAUUCCGUUGGCGUGCUCGAGGAGGUUGAAGCCUUCGAAGGCCCCUCCACCUCGGAAACUGAUGCAUGGGCUUUGAGCAAUAUCGGCAUUUCCGACGAUAUUGAUAGCAAGCCCGCUGCCUUUGUUGAUCAUCAACUUGUUCGCGACUUCUUGGCUAGCCAUGAAGUGAGGGAGCGCGGGCGCAUCUACAUUAAUUUGCCCUGGAAUGAAAAACGGCACUUGCUGCCUGACUCCUUCCACCUCGCAUUUUCUCGAUUAGCUAGUAAUUUGCCUCGUUAUCGCAUGGAUCCCAAAAUUUGGGAUUCUAUUCAACAAUGCAUCCAAGACAUGCUCGAUCGCGACGUGCUCGAAGUCGUAUCUGAUCCUGCCCGUGCGGAUGGCCCUGUCGUUUACUACAUCCCUUUGCACAUCGUCUUUCGUCCGAGCAGUAGUACCACGAAAGUGCGUCCCACUCUCGAUGCGAGCGCGAAAUAUCAAGGAGAAAUUUCCCUUAAUGACGCACUCCACGUUGGACCUUCUCUGCUCGGGGAACUCGUUCCCAUCAUUUUGCAGUGCCGUACGCACCAGUAUCUGAUUAGCAGCGACAUCGAAAAGGCUUUUUGGGCCGUCUGGUUGAAAGAAGAAGAACGAGAUGCGACCCGCAUCGUGUGG